CGAAUUCAUACUUCUUCUUACAUAAGGAGACGAGAUUUGGAUUGUCCUCUUCGUCAUUCCCAUUUCAAACAUCAUCAUCUCUCUCUCUCUCUCUCAUGGUGGCGUCUUUUUCCGAAUCCAGCGCGCACCUUCCUCGCCUCUGAAUACAGAUAUAUAUCGAACGCCAAAACCCCCUCAAUUCCCACCAAAACUCACCGCCAAUGGUGAGUCAAAACCAACACCCUCUGCCGCCGCAGCAAUCUCGCCGUGGCCUAAUCGCCGGCAACUACUGUCACGACGUCCUCAUCAAGGAUGGCACCGUAGUCGCCGAGACCCUCGGAGGCGCCGCCUCCUUUGUCUCCGCCAUCCUCGACGCCCUCUCCAUCCCCUCCACGUACGUCGCCAAGGUCGGCCCCGACUUCGCCUACUCCGUCGACCACAGCCCGAUCGUCUCCCCCUUAUCGGAGACCACUCUCUUCCACGCGCAUUUCUCGUCCCAGCCGAGGCGCCAGGACCGGGUCCUGAAGCGGGUCCGAGCUUGCAACCCGAUAUUGCCCUCGGAUCUGCCUGGGUCGCGAUUCGAUUUCGGCAUGGCGGUGGGCGUUGCCGGCGAAAUUCUUCCGGAAACCCUAGAGAGAAUGCUCGAUUCGUGCGACCUGGUGUUCGUCGACAUUCAGGCGCUCAUUCGGGUUUUCGAUUCGGACGACGGGACCGUGAGGCUUGUGGGAUUGAAGGAUAGCGGCUUCUUCCAUUUGUUGCCUCGGAUAGGGUUUCUCAAGGCGUCGGCAGAGGAAGCCCCGUUCAUUGACUUGGAUGAGGCCAGGAAGUGGUGCUGCGUGGUUGUGACCAGCGGGAAAGAUGGUUGUACUGUGUAUUGGAAAGACGGCGAAGCUCAGAUAGCGCCUUUUCCGGCUGUCCAGGUCGAUCCGACCGGUGCCGGCGACAGUUUUCUCGGCGGCUUUGCGGUGGGGCUUAUUCAGGGAUUGGCUGUCCCGGACGCUGCUUUGUUGGGGAACUUCUUUGGGUCUCUGACUGUAGGCCGUAUUGGGCUUCCGAACUUCGACUCUAAGUUGAUGCAGGUCAAGGAUGAAAUCUAUAGGAGGAAGAUGCAAUGCAGCACCUACCCUGAGAGAUGGGAUGAAGGAUUGAAGUUCAUGAAGCAAUUAGGUCACGAUCAGUUCCAUGCAUCACUUGGAGCAGCCAAAUUAACCUGCAGGAUCCAGGAACAUGGACAUGAGUUGUCCAGUUCUCCCCUAGCAGUUGAGCAGGAUAUGUACCAUCAGCUCACCGGUCAGCAGAAAUCGUUACUUGAUUCUGUCUAUGAAGAACCGAUUAAGUCAGUUUGUGGUAAACCUUGAGACAUGGGGAACCCUCCCACUUUCCCAUCCCUAACGACUCUCCUUCCACGUAUGUUUAUAUUCAAUGAAUAAGUAUUUCCAAGCACGAAGGCUUCUGUUAAUCCCAAGAGUCUGAAACCUUUACUGAGGCAUAUGAAAGCAGCGCGUGUUUUAUAUAUGCCGCAUAAUUUUCUAACUAAUGCUAUCUCUGCUCUUGCAAUCACCAGGUUGUGUGUUUUUGUUAGCAGUCUGAAUGAAUUAGGACCAAAUAGACAAAUGGCUUACUACCCAAUUGUCAUUGCCUGUAUGAAUUGUGAUAGAAAAAUAUAAUAACAUUUUUCUUUAUAGUGCUCUUACCCGCA
Molecule: messenger RNA, 1678 nt
Organism: Diospyros lotus (date-plum)
Lineage: Eukaryota; Viridiplantae; Streptophyta; Magnoliopsida; Ericales; Ebenaceae
Product: inositol 3-kinase
Exons: 2
Coding region: 201-1337 (378 amino acids)
Biological process (GO): myo-inositol hexakisphosphate biosynthetic process
Molecular function (GO): kinase activity
Source: RefSeq, a predicted model, not a curated record